This is a messenger RNA of Cherax quadricarinatus, 1020 nucleotides long. It is a transcript of the gene Gmd, whose product is annotated as GDP-mannose 4,6 dehydratase. The record is from RefSeq and is a predicted model, not a curated record. Gene Ontology annotation, biological process: GDP-mannose metabolic process. Gene Ontology annotation, cellular component: cytoplasm. Gene Ontology annotation, molecular function: GDP-mannose 4,6-dehydratase activity. Lineage: Eukaryota; Metazoa; Arthropoda; Malacostraca; Decapoda; Parastacidae.
CUGGUGAUGUUGAUAAGAUAAGAUAGUACAGUAUUUAAGAUGUUGUUUACAGGGGAAACUGGGAGUUUUGUACUGGACUUGGUUCAAUUCCUCACAUUAUAUACAUUUUCUUGGGCCAUAAGUGGGAAAAUAAGUUAUUGAAUCAAGAUCACUUGAGGAAGCACAACACACAUGACGCCAAUAACGAAAAUGCCUGUAGCUCUUAUUACCGGUGUCACGGGUCAGGACGGGUCUUACUUGGCUGAACUCCUGCUUAGUAAAGGGUACCAGGUACAUGGUAUCAUUAGGAGAUCAUCAUCAUUUAACACCGGUAGGAUUCGCCAUCUGUAUGAAGAUCCCAAGAUUCAUAGGAAUGGGAGGAUGACACUUCAUUAUGGUGACUUGACCGACUCCACCUGCCUCGUUAAAAUCAUCUCUGCAGUGCAACCAGAUGAGAUUUACAAUCUUGGUGCUCAGAGCCAUGUUAGGGUCUCUUUUGACAUGGCUGAAUAUACAGGAAAUGUUGAUGCUAUGGGAACACUGCGACUGCUAGAUGCAAUCAGAACAUGUGGCCUAGAAAAGAAAGUGAGAUUCUACCAGGCAUCCACAUCUGAACUUUAUGGUAAAGUUCAAGAAAUUCCACAGAAAGAAACAACCCCAUUCUAUCCAAGAUCUCCCUAUGGUGCUGCUAAACUGUAUGCUUACUGGAUUGUGGUAAACUACAGAGAAGCUUAUGACAUGUAUGCCUGUAAUGGAAUCUUGUUUAACCAUGAGUCUCCAAGAAGAGGUGAAACAUUUGUGACUCGCAAGAUCACUCGAUCAGUAGCCAAGAUUCAUCUGGGACACUUAGAAAAAUUUGAGCUUGGAAAUCUUGAUUCACAGAGAGACUGGGGACAUGCCAAAGACUAUGUUGAGGGUAUGUGGAGGAUCUUACAACAGGACAAGCCUGAUGACUUUGUGUUGGCCACAGGAGAGGUUCACUCUGUGAAGGACUUUGUUGAGGCUGCCUUUAAAGAGGUCAGUUAACCUGUACUGUUGCUA